Molecule: messenger RNA, 471 nt
Organism: Arabidopsis arenosa
Lineage: Eukaryota; Viridiplantae; Streptophyta; Magnoliopsida; Brassicales; Brassicaceae
Source: the annotation of a GenBank genome assembly
GCGACGGUGGUCUGUGAUCAUUACCGGCGGGGAGAUUUUUUCGAGGAUGAUCGGGCGACGUGCUGGAACGAAUCGAGUCGGUAUGAGAAGAGAUGACUCUCUUCUGACUCGGUUUGUUGACUCAGUAUUCUAUUUCUUCCGAUUGGCUGAGUUUGAGAUCCUGUUUGUGCUCUUCAUGCUUAUAACCUACAUCAUCUUCAAAGAUCUGACGUCGAGGCCGGAGUAUAAUCGGAUUCUUGUUGAGAAACCCGGUGGAUCUGACAUCUGGCCGUUCUGAAUGAUGAAAGAAUUUGUUUUGAAUGGUUAGUUCUUGGUCUCUGAUUUGGGUGCAGCUCAUGUUUCUGUAGGACGUGUGUGCUUGUAGACGGCUAUGAACACUUAUCUUUCUUUUCUUGUACAUUUCAGUUUGUUCAAUAGGUCAAUGUGAUUCUCCUUCGUUUGUGUUUUGAGUAAUAAAGCGUUCGUGUUCGA